Messenger RNA from Oncorhynchus masou masou (cherry salmon), 2022 nucleotides. Its product is annotated as tumor necrosis factor receptor superfamily member 8-like. The record is from RefSeq and is a predicted model, not a curated record. Gene Ontology annotation, cellular component: external side of plasma membrane; CD40 receptor complex. The transcript has 10 exons. Lineage: Eukaryota; Metazoa; Chordata; Actinopteri; Salmoniformes; Salmonidae. Bases 108 to 1529 code for a protein of 473 amino acids. Gene Ontology annotation, biological process: B cell activation; immune response-regulating cell surface receptor signaling pathway; positive regulation of interleukin-12 production. Gene Ontology annotation, molecular function: antigen binding; protein binding.
GCACCUUGAUCAGAGAGAGAUUUAAUCAGGCAUAGUAAAUCAACACGUUUCGGCUUGUUUCUUUUGAAAAACGACAUUUUUUACAACUAGCAUCUCAGUAGUUUGAAAUGGAUUAUCAACGCCGUAUUACAUCAUAUCAUUUGAGAAUACUUUGCUUUUUUAAUCUGGCUUGUUCUGUGUUGUUGUCUAGCUGUCCUCAUACCUGUGACUCAGGCUUCAUCAUUAACAAGUGUAAGUGUGUCCCUUGUCCCGAUGGCUACUACUGGUACAAGCUUAAUGGCCGUCCUAAGUGUGACUUAUGUACUGAAGCCUGCUCAGUUGAUCGGCACUUGACACAGGUGAAGGAAUGCCGCCGGGACUCAAACCGUGAGUGCCACUGUGACAGGGGCUUUUUCUGUGCCAGCACUGCCCAGUAUACCUGCAGGAGGUGUAAACCGUGCGUGUCUGGCACCUUCUCCAACACAGCAAACCUAGCCACGUCCUGCAAACCCCACACAGUUUGUGGCCAUAAGGGAAUGACCAUGUUAACAGAGGGCACUGCCUCUCAGGAUCGUGUGUGUGCCCAGACUUCCCCCACCUCUCCUACAACUACUGCACCUCCACCUGCUCAAAGUUCAAAGAUGUCCCUUCGUUCUGCUAUAUCCAGUGAUGUUGGCACCAACAGAGAACUCCUCAUCGCGAGAUCCGCAUCUCGACUGGUUUGGUCUCCUGAGGACGUUCUCAUCAGGUCCCCUCUGUCCCAAGCCAGGAGAGACCCCUCCAUCUCCCUCCCAACCAAGCUCAACACCAGGAAAAAGCCAUGCAAGGUGGACAGUGACACCUCACCUGCAGAGUCUGCCUCUGCACCCCCUCUUACCACAAAAGACAAUGACUCACCUAAUCUCCCAGUCCCAGCCUCUGGACAGAGCCCUCCCAGUCUCCCUUUGCUGCUGCUGAUAGUUGGGCUCCUAGGGGUCACUCUGCUGCUGAUUGGUUACUUUGUGGGGUGUAGGGGGAGGUCACUGGAGUCCAUGCACAAGUGGAAAGGUCCAAUAUUUGGGAAAUAUAUUUGUAAGGAAAGUCUGAGAGGGAGCUAUAAAGCGUGGGAGUGCCAGCCUUGUCCUGCUGCCCUACAGACGGCUUCCUAUAAGCAGGCCAAGCUGCCACAGGAGAGAAUCCCACACCUGGAGGUCCAGCAUCUUCUGGGGAGGGAGACUGGGGGAGAUCCUAGACGGGAGGGUGCAGGGUCACAACCUCCAGGGGGCAUGCAGAAUGUCUCAGUAGAUCCCUCUGGAGGAGAAAACAUUAGCAACAUAGUAGGGUCCAUAUACAUCUACUCUCCAGGGACGGUUAUCCUGGGAUCCAACAAAUCAGACAGGGAGGGGGAUCAAGGGGAGAGUGGAGGUGAGGGCUGUCCCCUCACCAGCAAGCCCCAGCAGGAGACCUCCUACCCACUCCCUUGGGGCUCCACUCUGGGGCUAGAGAGAAUGAGUACGCCGAAGGAUACCUGCAAAGAGCUGAGCUUCCCCGUCCCAGCCACCAGCAAUUGAAAACUAUUUAAAAAAUGGUGGUGGGGGGGGGGGCAGGUUCAGUUAAUAUCAUACCAUCUCUGGGAGGAUAGAGACUGAAUAUUAUUUGCUACUGUAAAGACAGACUGAAUUUCAAAAUCCACUGGGGUCUAUGGGCCUUCUAUUAUUAAAGAGUGACAUCUUGUUUGAACUGCAUGUUAUGGUCUUACUUCACAGCAGCAGUGCUGGGACAGUACCUAAGAGAGGAAUGCGUGUUCUGUUUGAUAUGCGGUGAUGACGCUGUGAGUUGGAGUUUCCCAUGCUCGGGUACAUGUUCACAAUGGCGCCAGACAUUCUUGCUCAGACAUUCUGCUCAGCGUUCUGCUCAAAUUAAACUGUAUCAACCACAAAAAAUGCAAAGACAAGCACUUCAUACUAGGUGUGAAGUAACUUCAAUAACCAUGGUAGUUGGGGUGUAAAGAGCAUACCAUUUUUCAUUGUGAAGUAAUACAUGGACUGUCUGGGAAAUGUAUAC